CCAACGAACACGAGCCGAGGCUUCCUCAACAUCCACAGCUCGAAGCAAGAACCAGGAAGUGAAUGUAUACACAUGGAGGGUGUGUCGUUCCCUGCCAGUGAAUGUUUUAUUUUUAAAAACACAGUCCUCCUCUUCGGAUAAACAAUGGGGGACUCGGCGAGGACCAAGCGGCGGGAGCAGCUGAAGCGCUGGGCCGGCUCAUGCACCAACAAAGCGUCGGCCGUGCCCCGGCGGAGGUGGCGGGGCGAUGCCGAGAACGGAGCAGGGCAGCCGGAGGCCCAGCUCAGCGACCCGCCUAGGGACCAGCCAGUGUGUGUAGGCAUAGAUGAGAUCAGUCCCCUCCUCAAACGACGGAAAAGGGUAAGGUUUGACAGGGCUGCAGAGUUCCUGGCUGCCUGUGCCAGCGGAGACACAGAAGAGGCCAAGUUGAUGCUGAAGGAGGCCAAAGAAACCAAAACAAGAAAUGGGGAGGAUGAGGCAGAAAUUAUCAAUUGUUCCAAUGCUGAUGGAAUAACUGCUCUCCACCAGUCCUGCAUAGAUGGCAGCAUGGAAAUAGUGUCCUUCCUUUUGGAAAAUGGUGCCAGCGUGAACCAGGUUGACAGUGAGGGAUGGACACCGCUGCAUGUUGCUGCCUCCUGCGGUUACGGUGACAUUGUAGAUUUUCUUUUGCAGCAAGGUGCGUCUCUCUCUGCUGUGAACUGUGAUGGUGACGUUCCUCUGGACAUUGCUCUGGAUGAGGCCACUGAGUCCCUCCUUCAGGGUUACACUGUGAGACAGGGCGUUGACUUGGAGGCAGCCAAGCGGCUGGAGGAGGAACAGAUAAUGACAGACGCCCGGACCUGGCUUACUGAGGGCCCACCCGCUGAUGUAAGACACCCCAGGACUGGGGCCACUCCACUGCAUGUGGCUGCAGCCAAAGGCUAUCUAGAGGCUCUCAAGAUACUGUGUCAGUGUGGGCUAGAUGUGUCUGCUAUGGACUUUGAUGGCUGGACACCUCUCCAUGCUGCAGCACACUGGGGUCAGGGGGAGGCCUGUCGCACCCUAGCUGAACAGCUGUGCAACAUGGAGGCUCGCAGCAAUGCGGGUCAGACACCAUUUGAUGUAGCUGAUGAAAGCAUUGAGGAGCUCCUGGAGGAGUUAUCGAAGAAACAAGCAAAUACCAUAUUGGACAAGCUAAACCAACAGGGCUCCACUGCUGCAAACGCACAAAACAAACGGCGGAGGAGCUCAGUGUGCAGGAUGAGCAGUAAAGACAAGAUGAAUGUGCAGGACCAGUCUAAAGAGAGGGGUGUUUCAGGAAACCUGGAGCUGAGUGAGGAGAAAGAAAGCAGCCCUGAAAGCUACACAGUCUCCAGUCCAGAGAGUGUGAGCCCAUCCACAGUUAGCCCUGCUGACAAGACACCAGAGGAGAAAGAUGAGGACGAGCAGGAGCAGGACAAGGCGAACCGCACUGCCAGGGUCCAACCAACCCCUCAGACGAGGGAUGCCACAGCUGAGAGCCCCAACACCCCCAACACUGACAGGCGCAAGUUCCAAGCUCCAGUCAGAGACGAAGAGUCUGAGUCUCAGAGGAAAGCUCGCUCUCGGCUGAUGCGGCGGUCUCGUCGCUCCACACAGGGUGUGACUCUGACAGACCUGAAAGAAGCAGAGAAGACUGUGGCUAAAGCUGCAGACCCACCGCCUUGCAACAUCCAGCCUGUCAGCCCCAUUGUUACCGUCACACCUGCUGAAAGGGAUACAGACGUGGUGAACCAGAUCGAGCAGGAGGGAGAGAAGCGUCUGGGGGUGAAGGACAGGAGGAGAGGGAGGAAGGAGAGACGCUCCACUGGCAUCGUUCAGCCAGGUGAAGAGAAUGAAAAUGAGGAUGAUCAUUUGGAUGAUACAAACAGUAACAGUACUUCCAAUGAGAGUCAACUUGGGGACUACAGAACGCUGUACUUAAAAGUUCUGCAGGAGAACCUGGCGCUUAAGGACAAGCUGCAAGAAAAGGAGCUGCUGCUCAGCCAAAACAAAGUGGAGCUGGAGAGACUCCAACAGAGUCAAGACUGCAGCACAGACAGACCGGCUCUCCUGGAACUGGAGAGAUUUGAAAAGUUGGCCCUCCAGAGGAAAGCAGUGGAACUGGAGGAUGAGCUGAAGGUGCUGGUGGAUCUCAGAGCAGACAACCAGAGGCUCAAGGAUGAGAACGCCGCCCUGAUUCGAGUCAUCAGCAAACUUUCAAGAUGAACCUUCAAAAAAAAACUACAUGAAAAUAAAAGGUAUUCCUGGAUUCUUCUUUUGCCAAACUAAGAAGACACAAAUCAGGAAUGGAGAUGGCUGCAUCAAACACCUGCACAGCAAAUUCAACAGUAACUGGAACAAGUGUAGAUUUCAGGGUUAUUAGCCUGUGUUUAGGCCUUUAUGUUUUGGCAGAUCUACUGUAUAACUAGCUCAACUGCACCGCCUGUGGACUGACAGGACAUUCCUGUUCACAUCCACUUUUAUAUUAAGUCUUCAUUGUUGUAUUUUUUUAACUGGAGUUUUUUUUAUGUGCUUUGCUCCUCUGGAACUUUGUAUUAAAUCUGUAUCAAGAGACUUAAAGCCAUGCACAGUGCUAGAUAGCCAUCUUGACCUCUGAAGGAGUUGAGGAAAAAAACACCAUUCAGGUGUAGGGGGUGGUUACUAGAAAAAAAAAGAAAAAGAAAAAAAAAGACUUACCGUAAAUGUGCCAAAAACCAGCCCCAGAUCUGCAUGUCCUUUGGGGAAAACUCCAAGUGGUCAGUGUUGUUUCUCAGGAUGAGUCUUGGGUAGAUGCUUUCUGUUUUGGCUGACUGCUAGUGGACCAAAUUUGCAUGCUCAUUUCUCCCUGCUCCUCUGAAUGUAUAGUUAAUAUGUAUAUUUAUGUACAGGGGCCAUCUGUUCUGACAGUGAUGUAAAGGAGUAGUCGUGGUCUCUGUUGUACAAAGGACGGUUCUGGGUGCUUAUAGAAGUCAGGUGCAGCUCAUCUUCAGAGGGAUUUUUACAAAAAAUGUUUGUUACAAAUGUCAGAUCUUUCAAGAGCUUAAGGAAAAUGCAUACCCUUAUCCCUCUAUCCUUAGUACUGUAAGUCAGUAGUAACUUUUCUUUACCAUUUUGACUAGAUGCCUCUAAAAGCAACGAACCCCAAGCUAAGUAUUCACCCUGUGACGGACGGCUGUUAGUAUUCAACAGACAGGCCAGAUGGGUCAACAUUUGAAUGUUUACUCCAAUUUUAAAGAAAGAACUUGCAUGUCAAAUUGUAUUUUGAUGCUGUGCCUUUCAAUAUACAUUUCUAAGUAAUAUUUCUAUUUUGCUUUGGCGAAUGUACACUGUUAAGUAUAAAAUACAGUAUGGG
Molecule: messenger RNA, 3352 nt
Organism: Anoplopoma fimbria (sablefish)
Lineage: Eukaryota; Metazoa; Chordata; Actinopteri; Perciformes; Anoplopomatidae
Gene: ppp1r12c
Product: protein phosphatase 1, regulatory subunit 12C
Exons: 20
Coding region: 145-2226 (693 amino acids)
Biological process (GO): signal transduction
Cellular component (GO): cytoplasm
Molecular function (GO): enzyme inhibitor activity; protein kinase binding; phosphatase regulator activity
Source: RefSeq, a predicted model, not a curated record